GCCGUUGGCUCCCGCGCGAGGGCGGUACUGGCCGCGGGAGGUUGGGAGCCGGCGGGCAGCGCACGGCGGACGUUUCCCGGCAGCCUGGCGCUCUUUGUUCCCGCGGCAGCGGGGAGCCGGCCCGCCCCUGCCUGGACGAGACGCAGGUGAAAUGAUGAUGUCACUUGGGAGAACUCAGAACCCGGUUGGAGGGGUCCCCUCUCGCGGCCUCCUACCUCCGCGGGUUUCUGGACAGGCUCCGUUUUGUUCUCAGUGGAUGGAAGUUCUUCCUUUCAGGGCUGAAGAAUGAGAGAGAUAUCUCCCGGGGCAAAUUCAGCACCUCUACCUGGCCAUCCUAACAAGGUGAUUUGUGAAAGGGUGAGACUUCCGAGCCUGUUCCCUCUUCUCCCAAGUGAUCAGAACACUACCAUUCAAGAGGAUGCUCACUUCAAAGCUUUCUUCCAGAGUGAAGAUAGUCCAAGUCCUAAGAGACAGCGCCUCUCUCAUUCAGUCUUUGAUUAUACAUCAGCAUCACCAGCUCCCUCACCACCAAUGCGACCAUGGGAGAUGACAUCAAAUAGGCAGCCCCCUUCAGUUCGACCAAAUCAGCAUCACUUCUCAGGGGAACGAUGUAACACACCUGCACGCAACAGGAGAAGUCCUCCUGUUAGGCGUCAGCGAGGAAGAAGGGAACGUCUGUCUCGACAUAAUUCCAUUAGUCAAGAUGAAAACUAUCACCAUCUCCCUUAUGCACAACAGCAAGCAAUAGAGGAACCUCGAGCCUUCCACCCUCCGAAUGUAUCUCCCCGUCUGUUACAUCCAGCUGCUCAUCCACCCCAGCAGAAUGCAGUCAUGGUUGACAUACAUGACCAGCUCCAUCAAGGAACAGUUCCUGUCUCCUACACUGUAACCACAGUGGCGCCCCAUGGGAUUCCUCUCUGCACAGGCCAGCACAUCCCUGCUUGCAGUACACAACAGGUCCCAGGAUGCUCUGUUGUUUUCAGUGGACAGCACCUCCCUGUCUGUAGUGUGCCUCCUCCAAUGCUUCAGGCAUGUUCAGUUCAGCACUUGCCAGUACCAUAUGCUGCGUUCCCACCCCUCAUUUCUAGUGAUCCGUUUCUUCUACAUCCUCCUCAUCUUUCUCCCCAUCAUCCUCCUCACUUGCCACCACCAGGCCAGUUUGUCCCUUUCCAAACACAGCAGUCACGAUCGCCUCUGCAGAGGAUAGAAAAUGAAGUGGAGCUCUUAGGAGAACAUCUUCAAGUAGGCAGUUUCACUUAUCCCCCUUCGGCCCACCCCCCAACAUUACCUCCGUCAGCUCCUUUGCAGUUCCUGACACAUGACCCUUUGCAUCAGGAGGUGUCCUUUGGAGUACCUUAUCCACCAUUUAUGCCUCGGAGACUCACAGGACGUAGCAGAUACCGAUCCCAGCAGCCAGUGCCCCCUCCUCCCUACCAUCCCAGCUUACUGCCAUAUGUGUUAUCAAUGCUUCCAGUGCCACCUACAGUCGGCCCAACCUUCAGCUUUGAAUUGGAUGUGGAAGAUGGAGAAGUUGAAAAUUACGAAGCCCUGUUAAACCUGGCAGAGAGACUGGGAGAGGCGAAACCUCGGGGACUGACUAAAGCGGAUAUUGAACAGCUCCCUUCUUACAGGUUCAACCCUAGCAACCACCAGUCAGAGCAGACUUUGUGUGUAGUAUGCAUGUGUGAUUUUGAGUCAAGGCAGCUUCUUAGAGUCUUACCCUGUAACCACGAGUUCCAUGCCAAGUGUGUUGAUAAAUGGCUUAAGGGAAAUCGUACUUGCCCAAUUUGCCGAGCUGAUGCUUCUGAAGUGCACCGGGAUUCAGAGUGACCAGCCUAAGAGCACAGAUUUAGUUUGGGUGUUCCUCAUCACAUGUAUAUAUGGACUAUCCACUGAACUUAACCUGUGUGGCUUCCAGCCCUCCCUUUACCAAAAGGGUCAAUGGACCUUUCUUUGCACUGUGUGACUUAAUCAACUAUAAAAGCUUACAAUUAGUCUUCACAAUUAUGGGAUUGUUAUACUAACUGUGUGAUUGGAACUCCAAAGACCUUUUCUUUAGCUUAAUUUUGUGUGUGCACUAACAUUCCCUGGUUUUUGUGUGAUCAUUCCGAGUGUUGCUGCAAGAUUACAGUGGACGUGAUCUUUUAGCAUGUGCUUUUAUAAAAAGUGGUAGCUCCAGAUGACAUAGCAAUCUACCUUAUAUAGAGCCUUCAGAAACUGUGAGUGGAAGUGAGUGCAGCGGACGACUGCUGGUGAUCAGUGAAUCUGUGAGCGAGUGUGUGCAACUACAUGUGUGGGGGCAUGGUAGCUACUGUGUGUGUGAGAUCCUAUAUACCAGCAUGUACCAAGAAUGUGUGUGUAGUUUUAAUUAUGCUGCAAUGUAUAAUCUGGUGUGUUAUUUAAACAGCACUAGUACUGUACACUGGUUUUCCCUUGUGUUUGCUGUUGCACACUGAUUGCUAAGGGUGCAUCGAUUCUAAGCAUUGAAUACUCCAUCCCCUCCCUCCCUCCCAAUGAAUGGAAUGAGAAAAGCCUUCCUUUGCUUCAGGCAGCUGUUCCCUUCUCUUCCUUGGUGAUCCUAAAUGGGUCACUUAAAAAAGUGUCAGAUUCUCGCUCCAUGACCUGAUUUUUUUUUUUUCCAGUUCUAUUGUAAAAGAGAUUUAAAUCUCCAACUUGCUAUUUCCAAAAAGAAGGUGCAAUAUCAUAUACAUCAUCAUUAGCAAUAUUAGCAUUUCAAUCAGUGAUCUGAUAUUACUUGGUUUUCCUUUACAUUUCUAGUAGCUUCUUACAGAAAGGACCUGCGUUUUUAUUAAUGUGUAGAUUUCUGGUCUGUUCUGAAGAUGUUUGAGUAAUAUAUUUUAUAAACACCA
Messenger RNA from Rattus rattus (black rat), 2870 nucleotides. RefSeq names its product ring finger protein 38 (gene Rnf38). The transcript has 12 exons. The coding region runs from base 286 to 1830 and encodes 514 amino acids. The record is from RefSeq and is a predicted model, not a curated record. NCBI's taxonomy places the organism in Eukaryota, Metazoa, Chordata, Mammalia, Rodentia, Muridae.